Molecule: messenger RNA, 285 nt
Organism: Protopolystoma xenopodis
Lineage: Eukaryota; Metazoa; Platyhelminthes; Monogenea; Polystomatidea; Polystomatidae
Source: the annotation of a GenBank genome assembly
AUGGUCAGUAUAUGUGGUGCCUUCGAUAGGGAUUGGAGGAAGGGUCGACUUUUUGGGUGGCCAAGAGGCUGGUGGUGGAUGUCGAGUUAUGUUUGGCUAAGACGCCGUAGGGAUCUGGGACAGUGGGAUUGGGGCUUGUGCACCGUUGGUGGCCGUGCGACAGCUAUUGUCGUUCUCUUGCAGAAAUGCUUGCCGACAACCAAGCUUUGGCGCCAAUUGACUCUUUUCAAAAACCUAAAGUGGCCCGGUUGGGCAGUCUCUGCCUCAAUUGUGCAGCCGACCUGA